Messenger RNA from Lates calcarifer (barramundi perch), 2200 nucleotides. RefSeq lists its product as uncharacterized. The coding region runs from base 68 to 1564 and encodes 498 amino acids. The record is from RefSeq and is a predicted model, not a curated record. NCBI's taxonomy places the organism in Eukaryota, Metazoa, Chordata, Actinopteri, Centropomidae. The transcript has 3 exons.
GUGACGGACUUCCAGCUUCACCGCGUACCGGCACACCGGUUUCCGGUUUUCUCCUGCCAACAGCAAGAUGAAUGUAGCACGGAAAAAGAAGAAAUUUAAUGUGCGCGAUUCUUUCAAGCUACAAAGGGGUGUAGGUGGCUCUAAUGAACACUGUUGUGUGCCACUUUGCUCAGCUUCCAGCCGAUAUAACAGCAGUUUGAGCUUCCACUGCUUCCCUAAAAACACUAGCCUUCGGGUGCAGUGGCUAAACAAAAUUAAAAGGACAGGGUUUUCGGUGACAAAACAUACGAAGGUAUGCAGCCGACAUUUCGAAGACCACGAAAUAGUCUGUACUGCUAAAGGUAGACGGGUACUAGCAGCAAGCGCCGUCCCAUCCUUGUUCGAGUGGAAUAACUUUGAAAACAACGAAACACGGACCAGCGGUUGGAAGCGCCGACCUCGACCAUCAAGUCCGGAACCCGGCUCGGAUGCCGAGGAGGAUCUUGAGCACUGUGAUCCACCCGUCCCGAUGGUCGUGGACCGUGACUGCAAGGCCAGCCCUACUGUGUGUGUGGACCGGGAGCAGUAUGAAAAUAUGUUGAGAGAAAUCGAGGCAUCGAGACAGCAACUCCAGACUUAUCAUCUUCACAGCUCAUUUGGACUCCAGCGGUUUGCUUCCUCGCCAGAAGACAUCCGGUUUUAUACCAGAUUCCCAUCAUACAAUCAUCUGAUGGCAUUUUGGAACCUGAUUGAGGCAGCAACAACCCAAAUGGUAAGGGUGACCAAAGCAAAGAAAAACUAUGUCACUAGCACAACAACUGAAAUCCCUUCAACCAGACCAACUAAACUGCUGCCAAUAGAUGAACUCUUCCUUUUUCUUACCUACGUGUCCACUGGAUGUACCCAGAGGGAACUUGGCCAUAGAUUUAACAUCCACCAGGCAACAGUCAGACAAAUAAUUGUCACCUGGGCCAACUUCCUCUACAGCCUCCUGGGCUCGGUCUGUAUAUGGCUGUCUCCUGCUGCUGUGAAGGUCAAGCUUCCAUCUGAAUUUGAUGGCAUCUACAGUGACACACAUGUUAUCCUUGACUGCACAGAGCUAAGGUGUCAAACACCUUCAUCCCUGCUCCUUCAGAGUGAAGUUUUCUCAACUUACAAGUCCCACUGCACAUUCAAGGCUGUGGUGGGCAUGUCCCCUCAUGGAGCCCUGAUUUUUGUGUCAGCACUCUUUGAGGGUUCCAUGAGUGACAGGGAGGUGUUUCGUCGGUCAGGGAUUACAUCACUCUUAACACCCGACAUGGCCGUAAUGGUUGACAAGGGAUUCUUGGUGGAUGACCUUGUACCUGGGCGUGUUCAUCAUCCUGCCUUCCUCUCCAAGAGGACCCAAAUGCCAGAGGUGGAUGUCCCAAAAAUGCAGUCCAUUGUCCGUUUGAGGGUCCAUGUGGAGAGGAUAAUGAGAAGAGUCAAAGAGAAUAAACUCUUUGAUACCAUUAUCCCUCUCUCCAUCUCAGGGAGCAUAAAUCAGAUAUUCACAGUUGCAUGUCUCCUCUCAAAUUACCAAAAUGGACCUCUGUUUAAGAAAUAGAGAUAUGAAAUUUGAUACUGUGGCUACGACUGCAACUAACUAGGGCUCCAACUAUGGCUGUGCAAUAUGACAAUAUUUAUCGGAUGGAAAUAAUAACAUCUGUCGUUUUGUAUCAUGCUCUAUCAUUUAUAUUGUGGUGUCGCAAAAUUAGAGUUUACAUUUUGUUGUGGAUGUGUGCAACUUUUGUUUACACUGCAGGAGCUGUUUGGAGAGUCUGGGUUCACCGUUCUUGAUCAAUACUGCACCAAUUCAAUCAAUUAUUUACAUCCAAAAACAUUAUCUUGUGUUCAAAAAUAGCAGUUAUCCCUUUUUACAUAUAAACAUAUUGAGUGAUGUGUUCAGAUUCCUUCCUUUGUUUCGUGGUGUUCAUCAUAAAAUUUUUAAUUAGUAAAUUGUCUUUUGUUAUAAUUCAUUUUUUGAAUAUGUGUUUCAUUAGUGAUUAGAAGUUAAUAAAUAAUAAAAUUAUCACAAUCGUGGUCAUACCAUUAAUUUACUUACUAACUAUUUACUUAAAUUUACAUAUUAAUACACAUUUCAUACACCUUUAUAUUUACAGGUAUAAUACAACAUUAGAUUGGAUAUCUCAAUAUUGAAACAUUACAGACCUUUCUGCAUGUAGACAUAGAAAUAAAACCU